Messenger RNA from Brienomyrus brachyistius, 2023 nucleotides. RefSeq names its product zona pellucida sperm-binding protein 4-like. The transcript has 11 exons. Gene Ontology annotation, cellular component: egg coat. The coding region runs from base 121 to 1929 and encodes 602 amino acids. The record is from RefSeq and is a predicted model, not a curated record. NCBI's taxonomy places the organism in Eukaryota, Metazoa, Chordata, Actinopteri, Osteoglossiformes, Mormyridae. Gene Ontology annotation, biological process: binding of sperm to zona pellucida; prevention of polyspermy. Gene Ontology annotation, molecular function: acrosin binding; structural constituent of egg coat.
UCAGGUGCACGCGCUCAUUGGAUGGCCACGUGCGCGCUAUUUUACCCGCUUCAGCAACGGAUGGUUGUGCAGUAUACGACGUUUUACUGUUAUUUUUAAACUACCGCGGUCUGUGUAUUCAUGGCUUGGAGAGUAAUGUCAAUUUUAGUGUUGUUACUGUUGAGUUGGAUUUGCAUUGAACGGACUGAAGCACAGCAAUUAGAAAGAAUGCACAGAUACCACAGUAGUUUCAGUAGUGACUUGCUAGAUGAACCUGAUGAUGUGGCCUUUUAUCCGUAUCCUGAUAACGAUUAUGACUACCCUAAAAGUAAAAUCACAACACAUUUACGAGAUUUACAUAAUGCUCCUUCUACGGUCGAGUACUUUUCAGACGGUGAUCUGGAUUCAGGAGACGCGGUGGGACCUGCUCUUAUUAAAGAAAUUUAUAAGGUUCCUUUGCCAAAGAAAUCAUCUGAAGGAUUUGCAGUCUUCUGCUCUGACGAGAAAAUGACUGUGAGGCUGCCUUCUGGGCCAAAGGAAAAAAUCAAAGUGCAGGGAUCUGAAGGGCUUAUACCUGUAGUAGCGCUCGCUGGGUCUUGUGGGUAUUCUAUGAAAGAGGGUCUGGAGCACAAUACCCUGACCAUCUCCUUUAAGGGCUGUCAUGUCACUCGUAAGAAAGGACGGUACACUGUGAAGCUGGUUUAUUCGGCCUUUGAUGGACAAAAUGGUGACGUUGACGCAUUCUGUACCGAUGGACUGCCUUCCUCCGAAACUGCUUUGGCACAGCUGAGGAGGCCGCAGUCAGAUGAACCUUUGCUGCAGGAUAUGGCCAGACGGGGGCCGUUUAUUUCAAUGUGCCGUAGCACUAGUGCUCCUGUUGAAGAAGCACUGCUCACUCCCGCCACACUGCCCCAGUGGCUGCCUUGGGGUGGGAAACUCAAUUCUGACGUUAAAAUAUAUCCAGGUCCCACUGACAAUGACGUACCCAGUGUCUUGAGUAAAAACGUGCCAAAAGUGGGCUGCAAGAUCCCUCCGAGUCAUCGUUUACCUUGCGGUCCCUCCGGGAUUUCUGCGUCUUUCUGUUCGGCUAAAGGCUGCUGUGUGGACCUUAAGACGUCCACUUGUUUCUAUCCCAUGGAUGCAUGCACGGCAGACAAGAACUUUGUGUUUGCUGUUGGCCGUACUGAGAAGCCGUAUCCCGUGGACCCCUCCAACUUGGUGGUAGCGGGAAAGGACAGAUGCUCUCCAGUUGUACGGUCCCGUGACUUUGCGAUCUUCAAGUUCUCAGUGACUGAGUGUGGGACUCGUUCUUAUAUGCUGGGGGAUACAGUGGUGUAUAUGGCAGAGAUACAGUCGAACAUUAAAGUGUACAACCUCAAAUAUGGAGCCAUCACGCGCGACGCUUAUUUUAGGUUAUUGGUAGAAUGUCGCUACUCGAAGAGUGGUGCUUUGGGCGUGCCUUUCUUCAUUACCUCUGGGUAUGUGGUGAGAACUCCUAGCUGGCCCUCGACUGUGACAUCUAGUGGAUUGUAUAAUGUACAGUUGAGGAUCGCGACAGAUCAGACAUACACGAAGUUCUAUUCUCAAGAUCACCUGCCCCUCAAAGUUCUGCUUGGAAAGUCUGUGUUCUUGGAGCUGUACCUGGGUACCAGUGAUGGCGAUGCAGUGCUCUUGGUGCAGUACUGUGUUGCUUAUCCUCGCUCAGCAACAAAUGCUUUGGUCCUAAUACACGAAGGAUGUCCCAAUAAACUGGAUGGCUCGGCCACCGUCCUUUAUGGCAAAGGCCUGCCUCAGGCCAAACAGCGGCGUCGCUUUCAGAUCAAAACUUUUCAGUUCUUAGAUCUGAAAUCCAAGAAGUUCCUAGACGAAGAGAUCUACUUCAUGUGCCACGCUGAAGUGUGUUUACCCUCUGAGAGAUCUUGUGACGAACGUUGCUUCGGUGAAGCAUAAACCGUGGACCAGAAAGUGAGAUUAUGAAUUCCUCCCCUGUUGUAGUUCAUGUUUGGUUAUUUUGAAGUGUUAAUAAACUUUUACCUCUGGUUAA